CUUGCUUCAGCAAAAGGUUCUGCUAGCUACAAGUUGCUACUUAUUUUCCUUGCUUCAGCAAAAGGUUCUUCUGUUGAGCACGCUAGUGUACUUUGGCCCCAUGACCACAAAACUUUUUGUGAUGUGAUGGAAACUUAUCAAAAGAUGAUGAAUUCCUUGGCAUACCAACUCUUGCUCCUGAUGUUGAAGUGGCUAGAAGUCUCUGAAGAUGAACUGAACUGGAAACUAUCAAUGUCCCAAGAUGCAUUGCUACUCAAUUCCUUUCCAGCCUACCCAGAUCCCAAAAGUACCAUUGGUUUAGCCCCUCACACAGAUUCAUUGCUCAUUACCGUUCUUUAUCAAAGUAAUGAGGGUUUGCAGAUUUUUCGCGACGGAUUCAGAUGGGUGACAGUUUCACCCAUUGAAGGAGCUCUUGUGGUCAAUCUUGGUAAUCUUAUGGAUAUAUUGUCUAAUGGCAAGUUCUCUGGCAUUCUGCAUCGUGCUUUUGUCAACCAGAUUAGGCACAGGAUUUCUGUUGCCUACUUCUGCUAUCCUCCAAUUGAUUCCCAGGUUGCACCAUUUGCUAAGUCUGAAUGUCCCAUUUAUAGUUCUUUAACAGUGAAGGAAUAUCUUGUAAUCAGGGCCAAGCAUAUGGAGGAUGCACUUUCUGUGAUCAGAAUAAAAUGAUAUCAUAUACCCAAUCCUGAAACAUAUGUAAUCUGUUUUAUUCGUUUGGUAAAAAACCCAGUGAACUCCUGAUAGCUUUCUGCCAUGCUAGAUGAUCCUAGUAAACAGUGGCGGAGUCAGGACCUCACUGAGUUUUUAACUCAUUCCUUUAGUUUUUGUUU
Molecule: messenger RNA, 827 nt
Organism: Coffea eugenioides
Lineage: Eukaryota; Viridiplantae; Streptophyta; Magnoliopsida; Gentianales; Rubiaceae
Product: gibberellin 3-beta-dioxygenase 1-like
Exons: 4
Coding region: 127-666 (179 amino acids)
Biological process (GO): gibberellin biosynthetic process; response to light stimulus
Molecular function (GO): gibberellin 3-beta-dioxygenase activity
Source: RefSeq, a predicted model, not a curated record